AUGUCUGGAUCAAGCGAGUCAAACGAAGUAGCUGUGCCACCUACUGAGACGAUAGUCACAGAAAAUAUUUCUGUAGCGACAGAGGAGAAGGGUAAGGGAAAAUCUAUCGAGCCGGUAGUCGAAGCAGACGCGAUGGAAGACGUGGAAAGCUCUAGUGAAGAUGAAGCUCCCGAGACCAACUUCUCAGUGGAGGAACCCGAUGAAGAAACAUUUGAGGAAAUCAACCCCGAAAACAUCCUGCCCGACACCAAGCGCACUCGCGGCCGCAUAAUCGACUUCGCCAAGGCCUCCGAGGAUAUGGGCCCGGAGGGAGAGGAGGAAGAUGAUGAAGAUGAAGACUUCACGGCCGUAGACGACGACGAAGAGAUGGCGGACUAA
Blumeria graminis f. sp. triticale is the source of this 378-nucleotide messenger RNA. The record is from the annotation of a GenBank genome assembly. NCBI's taxonomy places the organism in Eukaryota, Fungi, Ascomycota, Leotiomycetes, Helotiales, Erysiphaceae.